AUGAAUAUAUCUAAUAAAAAGGUUAAUCGAUCAAUGAUUGAUAAAAAUCUAGCUCGAACAAAUAGUAAUUUAACUGUUAAUACAAAAUCAAAUAAUAUUAAAGAUGAAGUACAUAUAAAAAUUCAAGAAAUGAAUCCAUCACCUGGCAACAUACUUCUUCCAUCAACAAUUGGAAUUCCACCAAGAAAUGGUAGUCCAGAAAGUCGUCUACGUGAUCCUCGUAUACUUUGGGCACCAGCUAUAAGUAUUAGUGGUAAAAUUGAUCAACCAUUAAUAACACCACAAUAUCAAAAGAAACAACAACGUAUUGUUGAAAAAAGUGAACAAGUUAAAUUAAAUCCAAAAAUUGCAACAAAUAAUGAUUUAAGUCAUUUAACAAGAUUAGGACCCGGUCCAACAAGUUAUCAACGAUAUAAAGAUUACGAACAAAUGGGUGAAGAAUAUAUUUAUACUCAACAACCUCGUAUUCGUAUUCAUCCAUUAAUUGGUCCAAAAUUAAAACGUGAACGAUAUCAUCAUGAUAUUAAUGAUCAAAUAUUAUCUGAGGAGAAGAAAAAAAAAGAUUUUCAAAAUAUAAAACCAUUUUGGACAACAAUUGGUACUCGAACAUAUGAUUCACGUUUACCAAAUGCUCCAAUUUCUACAAUUCAUCAUCGAUUUGAUAUGACAUAUACAGAAAAUAAAACGAAUAAAUUACGAGGAAUAACUAUGCCUGGACCAGCUAUGUAUCCAAUACUUAAUACUAACAAUGAAACAAUAAAAAGAGAUAUAUGUGGUGGUGUUCGAGGUGUGACUAUAGCACCAAGAUAUCGUGAAAAACAUUUAGAAUUCUCUGGUCCUGGACCAGCAAUGGUCGAACGAGAAUUAUUAGAUAAAGGAUAUAAAAAUAUUCUAAGAAAAUCUCCAGCCUUUACAAUGUCUUUUCUUGAUAGUAAUACAUGUAAUGAUCGAAUUCAACUUAACAGACAACAAAAUAAAUCCUCAAUUUAUUGUUCAUCAUGUUCAACAUAUAUUAAUGGAAAAAUAUCAGCUUCUAGUCUACAAAUAGAAUUGCCAUCAUUAACACAAAUAACGGGUAUAUCUGUUCGUAAUCCUAAUCAAGACAAAAAUUCGACAAUAAGUUCAUAUUUUAUUGAAUAUCGACGAACACAAGAUGGUCCUUGGCAUUCUUAUGGAAGACGUCGACAACGAAAAUUGGUUAUCGAACGACGUCGUUUAUUUUUUAAUGAUGAUGAUAACUUAAAUAAAACACGUACAUUUCUUCCAUCAAUUAUUGCGCGACAAAUUCGAAUUAUUUUCGGAACAUCAUCCAUACCGAUAUGUACAAUCAUUCAAGUAUACGGUUGCCAAUCUCAAAAUGGUCUAAUUUCGACACGCCUUCCUCAAAGAUCAAUUAUUAAUACUGAUUUAAAAUAUGAUGGAUUGAUUGUAAAUUCAACUGCUCGAGGUGGCUUAGGUAUGUUAACUGAUGGAGAUACACAUCAUUUUAUUCAUUGGUCACCAUCAUCAGAACCAAUUUUACUUCUUUUUGGUUUUGAUACAAUAAAAGAAUUUCAAUCAAUUAAUCUUGAUAUAAAAUGUUCUUUAUUAUUAUUAUCAAGUUGUACAUUAAAAAUAAAUGUUGGUAUAUUAGAAAUAGUUACAUCAAAUAAUCUUUGGACAAAUCAUUUUAAUACAAUUUCAAUUCAAAAUCAUUUAUAUUAUGAUAAUACAACACAAACACAUCUUAUACUUUCUGUACCAAAAACUAAAGGUCAAUUUGUAAUCAUACAAAUAAAUACAAAAGAAGGUUUAGCACUUAGUGAAAUAACAUUUAACAAUCAAAAUGAAUAUGAUAAUGAUCAAUAUAUAAUACCAUCAUCAAUUUAUAUUGAAGCUAAUCUACGUCGAUUAGAAUUAUUAGCAUAUAAUGCUGUAUCAAAUGAAAUAAUACUUCAUCAUAGAUUAUCAUAUUUAUUAAUUUUUAUGUUAAUUAUUUGUGUUAUACUUCUUAUGUUUUUACUUAUUUCAUAUAUAUUUAAAGAUAAACAAAUAAAUCAUAUGCAAGUAAUACCUGAAGAAACUGAACAAAGUUUAACAAUAUCAAUAACAAAUUCAACAAAUGAUGAAAAUAUUCAAAAUCACUCUCAAUUAGAUCUCUAUUCCAAUCUUGAAAAUGAUGAUGAAUUAAUUUCAAAUUCUUUACAACUUAUUAAUUCACAAAAAAUUGUUAACGAAAGUGCUAAAGCAACUAUACGUAUACUGUCUUCACGUCGACGAUCAAUAACACCAAAAUGUUCUGUGUCUAAUUUACAUUCUGUUUGUGAUCAUCUAUCUGAAAUAGAUCGUAAUGAAAUACUAAUCAUUCAAAAUCUUGGUGUUCAAAAUAAUCAACAAUGUUUUUAUAGUGAAUAUGGUCAAAAUAAAUUAUCUGUUAUUCUAUAUGAACAAGAUAAUAAUGAAUUUUUUAAUUUAUCAAAAUUAAUAGAUCAUAAAAAUAUAGUCUCUUGUCUUGGUUAUGUUUAUAUAUCACCGGAACGAUGUCUUCUAGUCAGUGAAUAUAGUCAAGUGAAUUUAUUUGAAUAUUGUCAAACAAUGACGAUUGAAAAUGAAAAUACUGCAACAAUUCUUAUGGAAUUUCUUAAUGAUAUUCUAUCAGCUUUAAUUCAUCUUGAAUCAUUAAAUCUAAUUGUACGUGAUUUAACAUUACCUAAUUGUCUUGUAUUUAAUGAUAAAACAAUAAAAUUGUCUGAUUAUGCUAAACAAGAUGAUCGUUAUGUGUCAAGAUAUGUUCAACAAAUGCCUAUUCGAUGGUUACCUGGUGAUAUUGUUACAGAGGACGAAAUUUGGUCUGUUGAAACAAACACAUUUAUGUUUGGUACUCUUGUUUUUGAAUUAUUUCAUUUGGGUUCAUGUGUUCCAUAUAGUGAUUUAAAUAAUGAUGAAGUUUUACAACUCUUUCAUGAUUUAUGGCCAAACUCAAAACAGAAUAGUAUUGAGCCAUCUGUUCUGUGUUUUUCAACAUAUUUUCCACGUCCAACAUUAUGUAAUGAUCGUCUUUAUGCAUUUAUCGAACGUUGUCUUUCAUGGUCAAUAAGUAAUUAUGGACGAAAAUUUUCAACUCUAACUUCAGCUAUUGAAAAACCACUAUCGAAUAAUCGAUGUGCUCAAUUAAAACAAAUGCUUUUAUCACCACAACUUGAAUUCAUUAUGGAAGCUCAUAGUGCAUUAAGUGCAAAAAUUGUUGAAGAAACAGGUUUUAAGGCUAUUUGGGCAAGUGGCUUAUCAAUGUCAGCUUCACUUGGUUUACGUGAUUCAAAUGAAGCAUCAUGGACUCAAGUUCUUGAUAUUCUUGAAUUUAUGGCUGAUGCAACAAGAAUUCCAAUACUUGUUGAUGCUGAUACAGGUUUUGGUAAUUUUAAUAAUGCUCGUCGUCUUGUUCGUAAACUUGAACAAUUGGGUAUAGCUGGUGCUUGUAUCGAAGAUAAAUUAUUUCCAAAAACAAAUUCAUUAUUAGAAGAUCGUCAACAACCAUUAGCUGAUAUGAAUGAAUUUGCUUUAAAAAUUCGUGCUAUGAAAGAUACUCAACAAGAUCCAAAUUUUUGUGUUGUUGCUCGUGUUGAAGCAUUUAUAAGUGGAUGGGGUUGUGAUGAAGCUAUACGUCGUGCUGAAGCUUAUUUAGCAGCUGGUGCUGAUGCUAUAUUAAUGCAUAGUAAACAAAAAGAUCCUAAAGAAAUUGAACAAUUUAUGAAAGUAUGGAAUAAUCAAGGUCCUGUUAUUAUUGUUCCAACAAAUUAUUAUCAAACACCAACAGAAACAUUUCAAAAAUGGGGUAUAUCAGCUAUUAUAUGGGCUAAUCAUAAUUUACGUGCAAGUAUAAAAGCGAUGCAAGCAACAUCAAAACGUAUUUAUAAUGAACAAACAUUAGUUAAUGUUGAAUCAAAUAUUGUUAGUGUUAAAGAAGUAUUUCGUUUACAAAAUGAUCAAGAAUUAGUUAAUGCAGAAAAAAAAUAUCUACCAAUUAAAUCAAAAAACUAA
This is a messenger RNA of Rotaria sp. Silwood1, 4017 nucleotides long. NCBI's taxonomy places the organism in Eukaryota, Metazoa, Rotifera, Eurotatoria, Philodinida, Philodinidae. The record is from the annotation of a GenBank genome assembly.